Messenger RNA from Paramecium tetraurelia, 3126 nucleotides. RefSeq lists its product as uncharacterized. The transcript has 12 exons. NCBI's taxonomy places the organism in Eukaryota, Ciliophora, Oligohymenophorea, Peniculida, Parameciidae. The record is from RefSeq and is a predicted model, not a curated record.
AUGCUUGAAAGCAAAUCAGAUUAAAUUGUUGAAAGUUGUUUGAAACAUCCCACACCUGAUGGUCUAGAUUAAUUUAAGUUUAAAAUAGAAGAAUGGUUAUACAAAUAGAAACAAAAUAAGGCGUUAUUCAUUUGUGAGGAGGAGGGAAAUGACAUUUAAUGUUUGAUUUCAUAUUGGAUGAAAGGUCUCAAUAAAGAUAUAGUCAUACCAUAUUUUGUAGAACAUGAGAAUUAGAAUUACUAAUAUGCCAUUUUUUAUGUUUUAUCAAGAUUGAAAACAAUUUUUAACAUCUCUUAAAAAGUGGAAAUCGAAGGAGAAAAAUUGAAAUAGUUUUUUCAAUAUUGGCUUGAAUUUUACAGUCGAGAAAUAUAGAAUCAAGUAUUUAGUGAUUCAAAAUGCGUUUAUAAAAGAUUGAUUUUGAUAUUCUAAGGAAUCGACAGAUUUCGUGAUUAGAAUGGUGAAGUACGAGCAUCCUACUGGUUACCUAGAGUUUUGCCUGAAAAUGUUAAAUAACUGGGAAGACUGAGUCCAAAGCAUAUGAAUAAUACUGUAAUUAAGGCGGAACCAUCAUUUAAAUGUAAAUAUCUUUCACUCACAUUGUAUAGUGACCAAAACAAAGAUGAAUUUCUAGAAAGACUUUUUAGCCAGGAUCGUCUCUAUAAAUUGUAUGCAAAAAUACCUUCGCAUCUGGCUGACUAAGCAUAUUUUUGCAAGUCUUUUGAACUCACUCUCACUAAUAAUAAUGAAGAUUUUCAGGAUGUUAUAAAAGAAUCUAUAUCUUAAAUGGAAAAUAUCAAAAGUGAAGGUGAUUUUUUUAGCAUUUUGAUAAAAUCAUUUUUGAAAUACUUUUCAGAAACACAUUAUAUUUCUAUUUUAACAGUACUUACUUUUGUUUUUAAGGGAGUUUCAUUGGAUGAGAUUGUUUAAAUAUGUAGUUGUGAGAAAGAACAUAUUACUUUUGUUUAUGAGUUCUUUAGAGUAUUUCUAAUGGAAAAACAAUAGAUUUAUUGUAUUUUCAGUAUCUCCUUUAAAAAUGCAUUAAUUCAAUGCUUACCUUCUAAUAAACAAUUAUAUCACCAAUUCAUUACUACAAUGGAACACUCAUAAAACUCAAUUAGAAAAUUGGAAGAACUAAUCUAUCAAUAUACUAGGACAAAGAGAUAUUUCAAACUUAAAGAAGUUCUGAUUAAUGUAGAGAACUUCUUAAUGUUGUGUAGUCCAAAUCACAAAUUUGAAUUAUGUCAUUUAUGGGAAACCCUAGAACAAAACGGAUAUGAUCUAGUGAUGGAAUACAAUAAAGCAAUCGAAAAUUUCUAAGCACUUUAUAAACCAACCAAUGAAGGCCUAUUUUACAUAAUGUUACAAAUAUGUAGAUUCUUAAGAGAAUUUAGUAAUUUUGAGAACGAUCACACUCCCCCUUACAAACAUCCUGAAUUAAGAGGACAAUCUAUUGAGUUUGAUGAGAUUGGUUUGUAUAAUGAGUUGAAAUAGUUGAAGAUGAUUGCAAAAAAGAAGACUAAAUAGAUGAAUGAAGAUUAUUUCCCUUAAUAACAAGGUAACAUCGAAACUUUGAAUAUGGAUAUCAAAGCCAAUCGAGAUUUCUUUAUUAAUUAUUACAUCAGUCAAUUCGAUUAAAAUCUAGUGUAGGAAUAUAUUAAUACAAAAUAAGAGUAUAUCUUAGACAAAAUCAUAACGAAUACAAGGAAUCAAUAGAAUUACUAUUACAAGAGGUGGAUAUGGGUUCAAUUUCCUUGGUUGGCAUUGACUCAAAAGAAUAACUAUUCAAAAUUAAUGGACUAUUACAAUACAAAUAAUAUACCUAUGUCAGAAGAAUUGCAAAUUAGUUAGAAAGCUAUAAAGUUGGCUCUGAUUGCCAAGUAGACCAAAUAGAUGAAGGAUCACAAUUCAACCAAAUUACCUUCUAUUAAUUCGAGUAUUCGAUUGAGAUAGUUUAGUCCUUUGGAUACAACUAGGAACACUAAUAUUUUAAAAACAAGGGCAGAUUCUGAACACAAUAAAACAGAGAGGAGUCUGAGCAAGAAGAUUUCUUUGCCAAGUUUAUAGAAAGUUCAAUUCCAAAAGAAAUUAGAUUAGAUUAUUUAUUAGAAUUAGGUGUUAAAAAAUAGAUUGAAAGAUUAUACCACCAUCAAAUAGAAUAUGUAUCCUGAAGAAUUAAAUGGGGAAACUCAGAAAACUUUGGAGAUCAACAAAUUUCUAUCAGAAGAAUUGAAGAAGCAAUAAGAGAAUCUAUCGGUGGUGUAAUUGGAAAUGAAAAGAAUGAAUAUCGUUUGGAAAUUGUGUUAAUAGAAUCAGGACUAUAAUGAAGAUAGGGCCUAAUAAUUAGUUAAGCAUUCAAAGAAUUUGGAUAAAUUGAUUACUGAAUAAAUUACUAUAAUUAGGGAAUUGGGUGAGAAAGUUUAAUCAAUUAAAUAAAAAUCCAAAAUAGAAACAAAAAAAGUUUAAUAAGAAAAAAAAUAGCUUUAACAUUAAUUAGAAGCAUCGAGGAGAUUAACCUAUUUCUAAAAUAUACCCCCAUCUCCAGAUACAAAUAAGAAACAUUUAAAUUUGUAGUAAAUUAAUGCCGUUCAUUCUAAUACUGAAGUCAGCAACAGUGGAAACGAGAUCAAGAUUAAGUUUGUUCGCUUGAAAUCUGAAAAAGUCGAAGACAACAUUUUAAAAUAAUUGAAUUGUGAUUCACACACCUAAGAUCUGCUAAACCAAUUAACAGAUUUAGGAAUCGACAAUCCUUAUCAAAAUCCAAAGUGGAUUGAAUUCUGUGAUAAAGUCCUGAAAAAUUAAGAGUUACAAUUAGAAAUCCAAAAUAGAUAAACCAAAUUACAAGAAUUAAAAAAUCACAAGGCCGAAUUACAGAUUUAUAAAAAGAUUUUAUCAAGAUAAGUUGUCUCCAAAAAUUCUAUAUAAUUUAAUCAACAUUACUCUAGUUUCUAAAGAGAUGAUGUGAUUAGAUCCAAUGACUUUAAAAUGCUUCAGUUAAAAGAAUUGAAAUAACACUAAGCAGUCAUUAAAUUCUAUAAUAAUAAUUUAUUUAACCUAUUGAGUACAACCCAAAAAUUAACUAGCAAUAAUAUACAUCAUAUGGGUAAUGUCUUAUGCAAAAUGACAUGA